AUGGGGAAUACAAUGAGUGUCCCAGAGGAAGCUGAAGAAGACAAUACGUGCACAGUGAAGAGCUAUCAGGCUCUAUCUGAAUCUCCUGACAAUAUUAAAAGUGGAUCCGUUGCAUUUGUUCAGACUCCUUCUCCUGCAAUGAACGGUGAAGGGCGUACUGAAGAUCCAGCUACAGAUUCAUCAGUUGGAUCGGUGAAACUUGAUGUCAGCUCAGAGGCGCCCGGAGUGAACAAAGCACCAAGUGACAGCGUGGAGGUUCCCGCAGCAGCUGCACGGGAGGAAGGCGCACAUAAAAACCUGACCUGGGCCCCGCCGGCAGCCUCGCUUCGUGACAUCGAUCUCACAGCAUCAGUGACACCUGAGGGAGAGGAUGCGGCAGCCUCAAAGCCAAAACAAGUAACCUUCUUUGACAGGAUCUUCAAACUGGAGAAGGGAAAGGAAAGGAGUAAAACGCAAAUUGAUACCCAGGAGGAAAAGCAGACUUCAGACCUUCCUGACGGGCACAUCACAGUGAAAGAGGCUGCUGGAUUACAGAGCACAUCAAACAGUGUCCCACAGGGGAAGGAGAUAGAUGACCGCAACCAAAAAGACCUACAGCAGGACUCAGCAGGUGUCAACGGUCUCACUGCUGAGCAACCUGAAAAGGCAGAGGUAAAACAAGACAACCCCCAACCAGCUGCUGCAAUAGAUAACUCCGUCAUGAGUUUCCUUAAAACACUGGUCUCCCCAAGCAAAGCUGAAGCCAAAAGUGAUUCUGAAGACAAGGGAUCGAAAGCGGAAAAAGGCCAUGGUGGGCAACCUGCUCCGAAGACAGCGGCAGAAUCCCAAACCAAAGGAGCCAAGAAAAAGAAGGCAGAGAGUCCCAGGCUAGGACACAGUACAUUUAGUAAACUUUUUAGGCAUAAGGCUGCGAAAGAGACCCAACAGACAACUAAUACCAAAAGCACUGAACAGCAGCCUAUUACCUCUGUAAAAUCAGACAAAAACGUCCCUUCCUCUCAAGAGCCGCAGACGACUAAGCAGAAUACAAAAGCCCUCGAGCCUGCAGCCCAACAGCAGGCAGCAGCCACUGAAGCCCCCAAAGAGGUGACAAAGGAGAAAGCAUCAUCCACUCCCAUGCCACUGAGCAAGCUCUUUUGGAAAAAGAACGCAUUGGAAGAAGCAGAGACCGUAAGCAAUGAGAAAGCAGACGCCUCUUUAGAAGCUGUGGCUCCUGACAAAGAUGAGAGUAAGAGCCCAGAAGCCACAGAAGUGAAACCUAGAAGAGAAGAAAGUAAAACCCCCAAAGCCAACCUGAGGAAGUUUUUUAAGCUGUCAGGGAAGGGUGAUGGAGGGACAACCAGUUCAGAAGAGGUAAAUGGCCCAAGCCCCAGUCACCAAACAUUAAACUCCACAGAGAGGCCAGUUGUCCCAGCUGAAAGUGAACCUGUGGGCCAAAAGAGCAAAGAGAGUUCAAAAGACAAGAAGUCUACAGUGGAGCUGAGCAAGCAGAAAGGCAGCAAACAGGAAACCAGGGAGCAGCCAGACUCCAGGGAGCAGCAAGCAGCCGAGACCGCCUCCAUCCAGAACGGAGGAGAUGCUUCAAAGGAACCCUCCUUCAAGAAGACGGAGAAGAGGCAGUCACUUGGAGGGUUUUUUAAGGGCCUUGGCUCCAAAAGGAUGUCUGAUGCAGAAGUGCAAACAGAUCCAGUGUCUAUCCUACCUGCUGGGAAAUCCAAGUAA
Molecule: messenger RNA, 1722 nt
Organism: Pygoscelis adeliae (Adelie penguin)
Lineage: Eukaryota; Metazoa; Chordata; Aves; Sphenisciformes; Spheniscidae
Gene: BCAS1
Product: breast carcinoma amplified sequence 1
Exons: 12
Coding region: 1-1722 (573 amino acids)
Biological process (GO): myelination
Source: RefSeq, a predicted model, not a curated record